This is a messenger RNA of Rhizophagus irregularis DAOM 181602=DAOM 197198, 1146 nucleotides long. RefSeq lists its product as uncharacterized. The record is from RefSeq and is a predicted model, not a curated record. NCBI's taxonomy places the organism in Eukaryota, Fungi, Glomeromycota, Glomeromycetes, Glomerales, Glomeraceae.
AAAAAAAAUUUAUCAUGAGUUCCUACGUAAUUGAUAUAAAUAAUGAAAAACAAAGAUCAUUAAUUCUUAAUAUAUGUUUUCAAAUAUUAUCUUUUCCUUAUCAAGAAGAGACAGAAUCAUUACUUUUGGGAUUUUUUGAAUUUUCUUCACAUGAUGAUGUUACUAAAUUACUUCAAAAAGUUUUUGGAGAAAAUGGUAUUAUUAUAAUGUGUCAUGUUACAAAAGCAAAUUCGAAAAUGGAAUUUUAUGUUAAUUAUGAUAAAACUCUAUUAGAAAGAAUUAUGCCAAUUAUUAAAGAUUGGUAUAAACCUUUUGUUAAUGAAUUACAAAAUCAACAUAAUGUGAAAGUAAAAGAAUGGAAGGAAAAUUAUGAUAUUGAUCAUUCUGAAGAUAUUUUAAGAAAUAGAAUAAUUGAUAAUAUUAAUGAUUUAUUACCUGGAUUUAAUUAUUUUGUCGAUUUUAAAUGGAGUUAUAAUGAUGAUAAUGAUAAUAAUUAUAGCGUUUGUGAGAAUGAAAUUGGUGAUUUGAUAUUUAGAUCUGAUUAUGGAGGAAUUUAUUUAGUUAUUGAAACAAAGUGGCUUAAUAAUAAUCAUGGUGAUAAGGCAAAAAAAGCUAGAAUAGAUGGUAUAAAUGAUGUUAAAGAACGUACCCUAAAAUAUAAAGAACUAGCUAAAAAGAGGUUUAAUGAUAUAGUGAUUGGUAUAUCUUAUACAAAUGAAAAGGGAAAAGAUCCUAUUCAUUUUGUUGAUAUUACUGAUGAGAAGAUUUUUAAUGCUAUUAAGUCUAAUAAGAAUAAGAAGAUUAAAAAAAAUGAAUCUUCGUUUGAUCCAGGUUUAAUGGGAUUUAUGGCAGGGACCACAAUCACUGCUGCCGGAAUGGCCGGAAUUGGAAUUUUACUCCGAAAGUAAAUAUACGGUCGUAUAAAUUAUUAAUUAAAACAUUUUAAAAUAGCCAAAUGUUAUUAGCCUAAUGAGUCUAAUGUUAUCAUUACUUAAGUUGUAGUAUGUUAGAAAACAUUAUAGAUUCUCGAUCAUCGAUAUUUUAAAUACCAUAAUUCAUAUGUGUCGGUGUGGUCGCCAUUCGUUUCUAAGUCAUGUGAUGUAUUUAAUAAAUUAACGCGAAUUCUAAUAAAAACUUUGCUUAAAA